AUGGGGAUGCUGAAGGGGCUUCCUCCUCAGCUCGGUCGAGAUGAUGGAGAGGCUACAGGGAUGGGCGGCGAGGGUCGAAUUUGCUGCCUUCCAAAAAACCUAUACCUGCGCCUUGCUUCCAACUCCUCCAGUCGGUUUUUGUCCAUGGAGCAGCUGCCUGAGGAACUCAAAAUCAUCCUCUCUGAAAUGACGGCCAAGCUAAACAACAUCUCCAGCCUGGUGGAAAACUUCCAGGCGACUGGGGUCCUCAGCAGGACCCCACAUAUCUCGAAGAUGGUCAAGGUAAGUAUUGGUCUUGGGUCUGAGGGAACAGGCUCCAGGUGGCCAAGUCAUGUGCCUCAUGAGGCCCCCGUGGGUUCUAUCCAGACCACCCAGAACUCGGCUAAGAAGGAAGACAAGCCUGUCCCAGAGCCUGCAGAGCCCCAGAACCCCGAGUUCAAAGCCAUCCCAGGGCCUCCGCUAUCCACCAGACGUCGGUUCCUCUCAGAGGUUGACGAGCCCCAGGAUCCACAGCCUGUCUGGGACAAGGAGCCCCAUUUCUGGCAAGGCUCCCUGACCCAGGAAAUCUGGAAAUUUUUCAUGGACAGCCGCCAAGAGAACCAACACGGGGGCAAGGGUUUCUCACAGGAAAGUAAAGACUCAGGCCUGCGUUACUCUAAACCGGAACCUCAGCCCAGGCACAGAAACAGCCUGAGUGACUCUGCUGACCCCAUCCUGAUCAAGUCUCCCUCAGACCUGCUAAGUGAUUACCAAGAAGACAUCAGUGAGCCCCAGUUUGAGACCCAAGAGUCUUCUGGAAGAGCUCAUGAAUUUCUGAAUCCCUUGUUCUGGGACUCUGAAGUGCCGGGCACAUCACUCUGGCAAUCAGAGAGGUUCACUGUCCCGCAAGCGCUGCAGAAGGUGCGUGUGCUGAAACACCAGGAGCUGCUGUUGGCCAUAGCCGUGAGCUCCUUCACGCGGCACGUCUUCACCUGCAGCCAGAGUGGCAUCAAGGUGUGGAACCUCAUGAGCCAGGUAGCCGAGGACAGACACCCUGAAAGCCACUUGCAAUGUGACGGCGUCCAGCCUAACAGGGGAUACCUGCGCACCUGCCUGCUGUCCUCCAACAGCAGGACCCUGUUCGCGGGUGGAUAUAACCUGCCCGGCGUGUUCGUGUGGGACCUGGCAGCCCCGUCCCUGUAUGAGAAGUACCAACUGCCCUGCGACGGCCUGUCCUGCCAGGCGCUGGCCAGCACAAAGGAGAACAUGGUCUUUGCUGGCUUCACAGAUGGCACAGUCAGGAUAUGGGACCUGCGGACUCAGGAAAUAGUCAGGGACCUAAACAGCCCUGCCGGUGCGGCCAAAUGCCUUGUGAUCAAGGAUGACAGUGUCUGGAUGGGGGGUCUGGACGCCUGUCUGCGAUGCUGGGACCUGCGGGCGGCCAAGAUGUCGCUGGAGUAUCCGGUUCAGUCCCAGAUCAUGAGCCUGUCUCACAGUGUGACUGAAGACUGGCUGCUGCUGGGUCUGGCCGAUGGCCAGCACUGCCUCUUCAACAGCAGGGAGAGGAACCAGGUGCUCACUGUGGGUACCAAGGACCAGACCAUCUUAAGGCUCAGCUUCUCCCCAAACGGCCAGUGGUGGGUGAGUGUAGGUAUGGACAACCUCAUCACCGUCCACAGCAUGCCCAUGGGAGCGAAACUGUUUCAGGUCCCUGAGGCUGCCGUUGUGAGAGGCUUUGACAUCACUGAGAACAGCAGGCUGAUCGUCACAGGAUCUGGGGACUGUGCCUCCGUAUACCACAUCAAGUACUGACAGCUUCAACUCCCCUCCCCUAACUGCACAGUGGUGGAUGGCCAGGGUGUGAAGGGUCUGCGAUGCUUCCAGAGAGUUCCAUGAGGUGUGCAGACCCCGAGUCAUAGGUAAUAAAGCAUUUGAAAAGGCA
Molecule: messenger RNA, 1921 nt
Organism: Rattus rattus (black rat)
Lineage: Eukaryota; Metazoa; Chordata; Mammalia; Rodentia; Muridae
Gene: Tle6
Product: TLE family member 6, subcortical maternal complex member
Biological process (GO): negative regulation of canonical Wnt signaling pathway; regulation of DNA-templated transcription
Cellular component (GO): nucleus; transcription regulator complex
Molecular function (GO): transcription corepressor activity; protein binding
Source: RefSeq, a predicted model, not a curated record